GCCGAUCCUGAGGCAAGAACUGCAUCACUAUACUCACGUUUACACAACACAGCCAUCUCUUUGUCCCAGCUCAAUUGCACAACUCAUUGAUGGCUGCGUGCACCGAUCUGCAGAGCAUUCUUCGCAGCUUUGUCCCAUGCUCUCAAUGCUCAUCGUGGAUUCUGUUAGCUAAUGCCAGCCAAGCCCGGCCCACUCGCUAAGGCAAUGGCAGCGUAAUGUGUUGAGUUUGCAAAUGUCUUGCUAGGCGCCUCCAAUAUAUAUUCUGCCUUGUACUACGCAGAACGACCGCCCCGAAAAGCCCUGCAACUGGCCAUCAUGACCGCUACUCAGGACAACCUCAACACCACCCACGAUGAGGUCGUCGUCGCGCCCGUCGAGACUGAGCAGGACAUCAUACAAGCCAACCAUUGUGUAUCAGAAGCCUUCGGCCGUCAAGCAAAGGACGCUGUCUGGAUCUCGAUGAGUCCAGGAUGGGACACAGAAGAAGGACGAGCUGGCCACGCUCAAGCCAUGAUUGAGCAGUGGAAGAGUGGGACUACCAAUAAAGAUGGCCAGCCGAACAAGAUCUACCUGAAGGCCACCCUACCCGACCCCGAGAACCCCGGACAGCGCAGGGUUGCAGGCAUGGCUAUCUGGGGGCAGUUCUCUGAAGUGGAAGGCUACGGUGAUAAGUUCACUGGCGACAUGUCUGAGGCACUGGCAAAGCUAGACGACACACACAGGCGCUUUGCCGAUCAGAUGUUCAAGUCACUUUGGAAGAGACGCAUUUCUUAUAUUAAGGAAAUUGCCCAGCAGAAGGACCGCCAAACGCCGCCCGCCAUCUUCACACUAGAUCUCUGUGCUGUUGAUCCAGCAUACCAAAGACGUGGCAUUGCCGGCAAGCUUGUACAAUGGGGCCUGGAGGAAGCGAAGAGGAGAGGCGAUUUAGAGUGCACGACAGAAGGAAGUGCCAUGGGAAGAGCAGUGUAUAGGAAAUUAGGCUUUAAGGACGAGGGCGAGGGCGACAUUGUGUACGAAGUUGACGAUGAGUUCAAGGAUUGGGACAAGCCGGCGAAUGUCUUUUUGAGGACUGGUAUUUGAGCACAGUCAAAAUGCAUGAAGAAUCGAAUGACUACAACACUACCGUA
Molecule: messenger RNA, 1127 nt
Organism: Didymella exigua CBS 183.55
Lineage: Eukaryota; Fungi; Ascomycota; Dothideomycetes; Pleosporales; Didymellaceae
Exons: 1
Coding region: 316-1080 (254 amino acids)
Molecular function (GO): acyltransferase activity, transferring groups other than amino-acyl groups
Source: RefSeq, a predicted model, not a curated record